GUGACAUCCAUACCGAAGUUAUGUUUUAACAUUUCUACCAAGAAGGUCAACAUAUGAGGUAGGUCUUUAGUAUUCUAAUCCAAGGUGCUGACAGUUUCUGGACUCGAGCAUCAUGGGAACAAUUCAAUUGUUUCUGUUUUGUUUCAUUUCUCUGAAUCAGAUUUCCAACGUAUAUUCCAAGACAAUGUCUUCCAGAGAGUUGAAAGACCUUCUCGCCUCAUUGAGGGCUGACUCUCAGACGUCCAACUUUCUCCUCACUUACUACGACGCCUUGAACACCACCGGCACCCCUCUUCUCGACUUCCAGGACAUCGCCCCGGUCUACAAAGCCAUGGACAAAAUAGCGCUGACAUUUGUCACGGUUGGACAGAUAUCUAGGUCAGAUUACAUGGAAAGUGUGAGAUCCGCUGAUGCAAAAGUCCGAGCCGCGGUGGAGAAGCUGUACGGCCUGUUCGACAAGGACAAGAACAAUGUGAUCGACCACGAGGAGCUGGAAUUAACGCUGAGGCCGAGGGUCGUCUUCUUCUACGUUGACCUCCUCAUCCUGGGCGCAGACCUGGACGGCGACAAGAGGGUCACUGAGGACGAGUACAAGAGGCACAUCGCCACGGCGGACUACGUGACAGGUGACGCCCACAAGGCGUUUCUGGAAGGCAACUUCAACUUCGCCGACCUUGACGAUAACACGGUGCUGGAAAUGAAGGACCUCCAGAUCCUCUUCCCACAUGACAGCCCGAAAUAGAAUUACAGUAAAACAAGCUUAACUCAAAACAGUGAGAGAAAGAAAAAAAAGCUUCUCAAAUAACGCCAGAGAUUAAAGAUUAAUUUCUACAACUUCUUUGUGUAAAUAUAGUAAAUUAUAAAAUAAUUAAUCAUAAUAAAAGACGAUAUUGAGCUAUU
This is a messenger RNA of Biomphalaria glabrata, 900 nucleotides long. RefSeq lists its product as uncharacterized. Gene Ontology annotation, molecular function: calcium ion binding. The coding region runs from base 113 to 742 and encodes 209 amino acids. The transcript has 4 exons. The record is from RefSeq and is a predicted model, not a curated record. NCBI's taxonomy places the organism in Eukaryota, Metazoa, Mollusca, Gastropoda, Planorbidae.